This is a messenger RNA of Prunus armeniaca (apricot), 1329 nucleotides long. The record is from the annotation of a GenBank genome assembly. NCBI's taxonomy places the organism in Eukaryota, Viridiplantae, Streptophyta, Magnoliopsida, Rosales, Rosaceae.
AUGGCUUCCUCUACUCAAUAUUGCCUCUUCUUCUCUAUCUCUACCCUUCUCCUCCUCUUCUUCAAUGCCUCUCCCGUUUUGGCUCAGCAAUCUUUCAGGCCCAAAGCCCUCGUCAUCCCAGUCUCAAAAGACGCUUCUACCCUCCAAUACACCACACAUAUUACCCAAAGGACCCCUCUCGUGCCCGUAAACCUCGUCCUUGAUCUAGGUGGCCAGUUUUUAUGGGUCGACUGCGAACAAAACUAUGUGUCCUCCACGUACCGCCCAGCUCGUUGCCGCUCAGCUCAAUGCUCACUCGCACGAGCCAGCGGCUGCGGCGAUUGCUUCUCGUCCCCGAAACCUGGCUGCAACAACAACACUUGCGGCCUCUCCCCCGACAACACGGUCACGCGCACGGCCACAGGCGGUGAACUCGCGUACGACGUCGUCUCGGUCCCGUCAACCAACGGGUUCAACCCCGGCCGAAACGUCAGCGUUUCGCAGUUCCUCUUCACUUGCGCGCCAACGUUCCUAUUAGAAGGCCUCGCCGCGGGUGUAUCGGGGAUGGCUGGUCUCGGCCGCACCAGAAUAUCUCUCCCUUCCCAAUUCGCAUCCGCCUUCAGCUUCGACAGGAAAUUCGCCAUCUGCUUGUCUUCCUCCGUGUCAUCAAACGGCGUCGUGUUCUUCGGCGACGGCCCGUACGUCAUGCUCCCAAACGUCGACGUUUCAGAGUCAUUAAUCUACACCCCGCUCUUCAUAAAUCCAGUCAGCACGGCUUCCGCCUUCUCCCAAGGGGAAGCCUCGUCCGAAUACUUCAUCAAAGUCAACUCAAUUAAGGUCAACGAGAAACCCGUCGUUGUCAACACGACACUGCUGUCCAUCGACCGCGACGGCGUGGGUGGGACUAAGAUCAGCACCGUCAACCCCUACACGGUCCUCGAGGCCUCCAUUUUCAAAGCCGUAACCGAGGCUUUUAUCAGCGAGUCUAAAUCCAUGAACAUUACCAGAGUGUCCUCUGUAGGCCCCUUCGAGGUGUGCUUCAGCCGGGACAACGUGCUGAGCACACGUGUGGGGCCGGCCGUGCCGAGCAUUGACCUUGUGCUGCAGAACGAGAGCACGUUCUGGAGGGUGUUCGGGGCCAACUCGAUGGUGCAGGUGAACGACGACGUUCUGUGCCUUGCCGUUGUGAAUGGCGGUGAGAGCCCAAGGACUUCGGUUGUGAUCGGAGGGUACCAGUUGGAGAACAAUCUGCUGCAAUUCGAUUUGGCCACGUCGAGGCUGGGCUUCAGCUCCUCGCUUCUGUUUAGACAAACCACAUGCUCCAACUUCAACUUCACCUCCACCAAUUAA